This is a messenger RNA of Heterotrigona itama, 2589 nucleotides long. NCBI's taxonomy places the organism in Eukaryota, Metazoa, Arthropoda, Insecta, Hymenoptera, Apidae. The record is from the annotation of a GenBank genome assembly.
UUACUUACAUCGAAACACGAUUUUUCCAUACCAAUUGCGUCAGCUGCUUUGCUUCAGGUGCAGUCACUAUCGAACAACGUUCGAUAUCAUGUUCCUAUCGUUAUGGAAGUGAAAUGUGUCGUAUUCAUGUACUUUACACUGUUUGCUCUAUUGUUAUCGAUCGUAGAGGUUCGUCUUGAGGAUUUUAAUAAAAAGGGAACUAUCGAUGGCAACGAUCACAGAGGUUGUGCAUAUUUACAGUGUAGAGGGAAUGACGUCUGCGUUCAUCGAAAAUUUCGAUGUAAAGAUCCUCCGUGUCCCAGUAUGCUGUACUGCGCGAGAUCUCGAACAGAAUGUGAGCAACAGAUAGCAAGAUGUGUAUCUCAGAAGGAAUAUUACGAAGGUCCAGCUUCCUGUGCCGGGUUCAAGUGUCCUCAAGGAAAUCACUGUAUCCUCCGGGAAUCGUUCUGUGCCAACCCUCCUUGUAAAUUAAUACAAACAUGCAUGAAGAACAAAGAUGUGCAGCUUUUAUUUGUAAAAUGUCGGAAUCUUGGUUGCCCGUCGGAGUAUGAAUGUUUCUUACGAAGACCAGAGAGUAGUUGUGUGAGUCCACCUUGUAGACAUACACCAGAUUGUAUAAUGGCAACAGAGAACGAAACGACGAAUGAACAUUGUCGUGGAUGGGUGUGCCCACGAAUGCAAACAUGUUCCGCAAAAAUUGUAGAAUCUUGCGAGACGAACGACUGUAAUAUUAAAAGGAUUUGUCACAAGUCACACGUGGUGGCAGCGAAUGAUUCUUCCUCAUCUUUCUCGAGAAGAUCUCUGAAGAACAAUGACAAUGUUUCUCUGAACAAUACUGAGGUACGUUUCUUCCUUACUAUGCAGAAUGAUUUUUAUACAUCAGAUGGAAAUAUUAACCAAUUCCAAGAUUGGCUUCGAUCUAUCAAGGACAUACUCGGCUCGGACGCGUACAGUGGCUGGCUCGAGGAAAUUCUCGCGUCGUCGCGCGGCCAGCAGUUGCGAAAAUGGCUGCGAACAUCGCACGACAAGGUGAAUGCCGGGGGACCGAUAUUUCCGGGGCAGGAACGACCCGGAGGUACAUUGACGGAAAAUCCAUACGUAGUUGGCGAUACGAUGAAUACAUCGCCGCCGGACGAUUCGAGCAAAGAAGUAGAAGAACUUCUGUCUCUUCUGAGAGAGAGAAAUUUGACGAAUAUUUUAGAGAGGAUUCUUGUUCCAAGCAGAGUUCUAUUACCACCUUACGCAGCUUUGGAGGCUGCUCUUCUGAACAAUCCAAGAGAAUCUGAUCCUUCUUCAUUCUCCAAUUACCUUUUGAAAUAUCCUUCUCGUGUGGGGAGUGAAUUUUCGUCACUGCGGCCGCAGACAACAGAAAAUACUUACGAUCGACAAUAUCUUGUGGUACCAGUGAAGAAUAUGAAGGAAUUAACCGAUUCUCAAAUCAUCGAUUAUAAUUCCAACAUACGACAUUACCAUGGAAUUAUUCCUGAGAAUGAAAAGAUGCCUGAUGAACGAGAUAAUUCUUACUCUAUCAACGUUCCAGAGAGGAAGAUAAAUUUAUCAUCAACCAGAGACGAUAACUCAUCUUUGAAGACUGGAUUGCACGAGGAUUUUGAAAUGGAGUUUCCUAAGAAAGAAACGCAUUCUGAAGAUUCUAUUGGUCUUUUGGGAGACAAAAGGUUGAUGGGUAAAGCGCAGCACUUUGAUGACGUUCCUGUUGAUUUCCUGGAGAAGUUUCUUAAGUCUAUGCAGUUCUUCCCGAUUGAAAACGUGCCACAGACUUUUGAUGAGAAAUCUAUUGAAGAAUAUCGCGAAGACUACCCCUGUCAGGAUUCAUCUAAAGCUUCCCAAAAUGAGAAACACAAUGAAAACUUCGAAUGGGAUUUGACAUUUAGAAAUAAAAAUUCUGCAGAAAGUGAACAUCAAUUUUCUUUCUCCAAUGAUGAUUAUAAGAACUUUACAAACAAUGUCAAACCAAGUGUUAACGCUUCCUUUGACAAAUUAGACAAUAUUCAACAUUUCAAUUAUUCAGAUCAAUCAAACGAUAUCCAUUCAAAAUUAUCGUCAGCACAAAUUGAUGAUAAAGAGGAUGAAAAGAUAGAUUUAAAUUUGUUCUUCGAACUGAAUAAAGAAAGUCUUUUACCUUACAUACAAACCAUACUGGAAAUGAUGAACGAAGAGCACGAUACUUCCAGUCGAGAAACAGAAUUGAAUUUCGAUGGAAGUUCGCUAAAAACAUCUGUUUUGAAUAGCGAAGAAGUUGCUGCUGGUGUAACCAACUAUAAAGUAUCGAAAUCUUUGAAGACUGAACCCAACAGUAUGAAAAAAAUCCUGAAUAAUGAUUCGCAAGUCUUGGAGGAAGAAACAUUUGACAAAAUUUCUGCUAAAACUCAAGUAGAAACAGCUUCGACAAAUUCAGAGUUGCAACAGGAAAAAGAAUCGGGGACACCUGAGUUAAUUUAUGCAAACGAGGAGCCUACUAUUCGGUCCUUUUAUAAUCUGCCUAGUUACGGUGCUAGCAAUGACGAAACUGCUCUUCAGGAUACACGAAUGAAACGUAAAAAUGGAACAUCGAGUAACAUUAAAAAUUAA